AUGUCCAUCAAUUUCUCCCAAAGAUCACCAUUACCACGCAUCAAGCAUUUGAAACUGGGCACAACAGUGGGACAGGGCUCAUUCGCAUUUGUCAAGACAGCAUGUUUAGAAUCGGAUCCCAAGACUGUUGUUGCAGUCAAGUUUGUACAUUUGCCAACGUGUGCGAAGCACGGACUGAGUGAAAAAGAUGUCACUCAAGAAGUUAUCUUACAAUCGAAAUGCAGUGGACACCCGAAUGUUCUCAAAGUUAUCGAUUGCAAUCUGACCCAUGAUUUUCUAUGGAUUGUAAUGGAGAUGGCCAGUGGCGGAGAUCUUUUUGAUAAAAUUGAACCUGAUGUAGGUGUGGACUCCGAAAUUGCACGAUUUUACUUCAAGCAAAUGAUCAAUGCCUUGGAUUAUCUGCAUCAGGACUGUGGCAUAGCUCACCGCGAUGUAAAGCCAGAAAAUGUUCUGUUAGACAAAAAUGGUAAUCUGAAGCUAGCGGAUUUCGGCUUGGCGUCUCGAUUCAGGCGAAAAGAUGGUUCUAAAAGGGUUUGUUCAGAUAGACGUGGCACUUUACCAUACAUGGCACCUGAAAUAGUGUACUCCCGCGGAUACCAUGCUGAUCUAACAGACAUAUGGUCUUGUGGCAUCUUGCUGUUUGUCCUGCUAGUUGGAGAGACACCUUGGAAUAUACCUUGCGAAGAUGAUCACCAAUUCAAAGAGUUUUGGGUGAAUAGUGGGAAACUAGUCAGUGGACGGUGGGCAAAGCUUGAUUUGACUGAAUUGAAUUUGCUGCGUAAAAUACUGCAACCAGAGCCGACAGAAAGAUACACCUUAGACCAAUUAAAACUGCAUACUUGGUAUUCCAAUCCCGUGGCUUUUGCUGACGAGUCAGGUUUAUGCAAAGAUCCUCAAUCGCUUUCCGCAAAGCUAAUGAGUAGACUUCACGACUCCGUUAACGAGGAAGAUCUAACCCAAAACAACCACCAAUUCUACGAAAGGGCUUUAUAUACUUCAACUCAACCCACAGGUUCUCACGGUGCGACUCUUCAACAAGAUUGUACAAACGUGGAAAAAUUCGCUGCCAGUCAAUUUGAUUUGUCCCAUAAAGCUGACGAAGGCGAUAACAUUGACUGGAAUUCUAAUUUACAGCACGAUAUCGACAGUCAGCGGCUCUACAACUGCAGCGAAGACAGCAGCUCUCUGCUGAAUGCCUCAAAAAUGACUAAGUUUCUUUCCGCUAACGACGUUGAUACUAUUUUGGAUACCUUAGAGUACGCACUUAAGGAAUUGAAGAUUCCAGUCAGCUCGCGACUAACCAAAUCUUUUCACAAAUUGACUGAGACUAUUGACUACAAAGAGAUCUUCCCUCUCCCAGUUCAGAUAAAAACUUCAGAUCGAAAAGGGUGGGCCCUAACAGGUAAUAUUACGCUUUCCUUACUUGACAGUGGCAUUAUAUUACUUUAUUUCAGCAGGAGAAAGGGCGAUCCGCUAGAAUGGAGAAGACUUUUCCGUUCAAUCAGCUUUCUUUGCCGUGACAUCAUUCACAGACCCUAA
Lachancea sp. 'fantastica' is the source of this 1539-nucleotide messenger RNA. The record is from the annotation of a GenBank genome assembly. NCBI's taxonomy places the organism in Eukaryota, Fungi, Ascomycota, Saccharomycetes, Saccharomycetales, Saccharomycetaceae.